Pan troglodytes (chimpanzee) is the source of this 1325-nucleotide messenger RNA. RefSeq names its product zinc finger AN1-type containing 2B (gene ZFAND2B). Gene Ontology annotation, biological process: proteasome-mediated ubiquitin-dependent protein catabolic process; protein targeting to ER. Gene Ontology annotation, molecular function: zinc ion binding. Bases 207 to 980 code for a protein of 257 amino acids. NCBI's taxonomy places the organism in Eukaryota, Metazoa, Chordata, Mammalia, Primates, Hominidae. The record is from RefSeq and is a predicted model, not a curated record. The transcript has 9 exons. Gene Ontology annotation, cellular component: endoplasmic reticulum; cytoplasm.
GUCAGCGCGCCGCGCCCGCCGAGGGAGGAGCGGGCGCCGGGGGCCGGCUGGCGCGGGGGCUCCUGUAACCCGGGCUGGGCGGGGGAGAGGAAGGGGCGGGGCAGGGAGCCCGCCAGAGUGCGGGGUCGCGGUGCGGACCUCGAGCACGAGCCCUAAAGACGCUCAGCACUCGUCGCUUCUCCUAGCAGACCCUGCCCGGCCUGGCGAUGGAGUUUCCGGACCUCGGCGCUCACUGUUCGGAGCCGAGCUGUCAGCGCUUGGAUUUUCUGCCGCUUAAGUGUGAUGCCUGCUCAGGCAUCUUCUGCGCAGACCAUGUGGCCUACGCCCAGCAUCACUGUGGAUCUGCUUACCAAAAGGAUAUCCAGGUACCUGUGUGCCCUCUCUGUAAUGUGCCUGUGCCUGUGGCCAGAGGGGAGCCCCCUGACCGUGCUGUGGGAGAGCACAUUGACAGAGACUGUCGCUCUGAUCCAGCACAGCAAAAACGUAAGAUCUUCACCAAUAAGUGUGAGCGCGCUGGCUGCCGGCAGCGAGAAAUGAUGAAACUGACCUGUGAACGCUGUAGCCGAAACUUCUGCAUCAAGCACCGGCAUCCACUGGACCAUGAUUGCUCUGGGGAGGGGCACCCAACCAGCCGGGCAGGACUUGCUGCCAUCUCCAGAGCACAAGCUGUGGCUUCUACAAGCACUGUCCCCAGCCCAAGUCGAACCAUGCCUUCCUGUACCUCUCCCAGCAGAGCCACAACCCGAUCUCCGUCCUGGACAGCCCCUCCAGUGAUUGCUUUGCAGAAUGGCCUGAGUGAGGAUGAAGCUCUGCAGCGGGCCCUGGAAAUGUCCCUGGCAGAGACCAAACCCCAGGUUCCAAGUUGUCAGGAGGAAGAAGACCUAGCUUUAGCACAAGCACUGUCAGCCAGCGAGGCAGAAUACCAGCGGCAGCAGGCCCAGAGCCGCAGCUCGAAGCCGUCCAACUGCAGCCUGUGCUAGGGCCCUGGGCUUGGGGAGGGAGGUUCACCUGAGGAGGACUGUGGCCCUCACACCUCUAGGGUACACAGGGAGAGGAGGCCCGGAGCACCCUGGAGGGCAGAGACAAGCGGGAGUGAUGUGGAGGUCGCCCUGGGAGCCUCUGGAAGGCCUUGCUAGUGCUCCAGCUGCAUGGAAGAGAGUGGCUAGCAACUGUUCCCUGGUUGGGCCCUCAGUGGAUGCUGGCCAGGCCCUACUCUCAGCCCCUUCAUCAUGUCAUCUCCCUUAUGCUGGAGCUGCCCCGAUGUGGAGUGGGCAGGAAGGGGCCUGGAAAAAAUAAAGGAUCUUGGCAGUUGAUAAAACGUACAA